Ceratosolen solmsi marchali is the source of this 936-nucleotide messenger RNA. It is a transcript of the gene RagA-B, whose product is annotated as Ras-related GTP binding A/B. Gene Ontology annotation, molecular function: GTP binding; GTPase activity. NCBI's taxonomy places the organism in Eukaryota, Metazoa, Arthropoda, Insecta, Hymenoptera, Agaonidae. Gene Ontology annotation, cellular component: nucleus; Gtr1-Gtr2 GTPase complex; lysosome. The annotation marks the transcript as partial. The record is from RefSeq and is a predicted model, not a curated record. The transcript is spliced from 5 exons. Gene Ontology annotation, biological process: positive regulation of TORC1 signaling; negative regulation of autophagy; cellular response to starvation.
CAUGGUUCGGGAAAGACCAGCAUGCGAAGUAUUAUUUUUGCUAAUUAUAUUGCAAGGGACACUCGCAGAUUGGGAGCAACGAUCGAUGUAGAGCACAGCCACGUUCGUUUCCUGGGAAAUUUGGUCCUUAAUCUUUGGGACUGCGGAGGCCAAGAAGCUUUUAUGGAGAACUACUUUGCAUCGCAGAGAGAUAAUAUUUUUCGAAAUGUCGAAGUACUAAUAUAUGUGUUUGAUGUUGAAUCGCGAGAAUUGGAUAAAGAUAUGCAUUAUUAUCAAAGUUGUCUGGAGGCCAUACUACAAAACAGUCCCGAUGCAAAAGUAUUUUGCCUAAUUCACAAAAUGGAUCUCGUUCAAGAAGAUCAGAGAGAUUCUAUAUUUAGAGAAAGAGAAGAGGAUUUAAGGAGACUGAGCUUGCCAUUACAGUGCACAUGCUUUCGAACAAGUAUAUGGGAUGAAACUUUAUACAGAGCAUGGUCUUCCAUAGUAUAUAUGUUAAUUCCCAAUGUCAAAGAGCUCGAGCAGAGCUUAAAUCAAUUUGCCAAUAUUAUCGAUGCCGAUGAAGUCCUAUUAUUUGAACGCGCAACGUUCCUUGUUAUCAGUCAUUGCCAAAGACGACAUCAUCGAGAUGUACAUCGUUUCGAAAAAGUAUCAAAUAUUAUUAAGCAAUUCAAACUGAGCUGCAGUAAAUUAGCCGCUCAAUUUUCAAGUAUGGAAGUGCGGAAUACUAAUUUUGCUGCUUUCAUCGAUGUUUUUACAUCAAACACAUACGUUAUGGUCGUAGUGUCCGAUCCCGCCAUCCCAUCCGCUGCAACAUUGAUCAAUAUUCGUAAUGCUCGUAAACACUUUGAGAAGCUUGAACGUGUAAGUCAGAGCUCAUCUUUAAGUAGAUAGAAGUUGGUACGGCCAAGGCGAGACCGAAAAGUUCGUCGCUAACAG